AUGUUGCCGAGCCAGGCCGGAGCCGGGAACGGCGCCGCCGCCGCGCUGGCCCGCGGCUCGGGACUGGGCCGGGCGCCGGUGCCGCGUGGGGCGAACGGCGGCGGGGCGGCGGCGGGGCCGCCCGGGGGCCGCCUGGAGCGGGAGGCGCUGUACAGCGGCAGCGAGGGCGACUCGGAGUCGGCCGAGGAGGAGGAGCUGGGCGGCGAGCGGCGCGGCGUGAAGCGGGGCCUGGCCGAGGCGGCGGCGGCUGCGGGGCCCGCGGCGGGAGCGGCGGCGGCCGCCUACAGCGGCGGCGGCGGGGGCGGCGGGGCCGUGAGCGGAGCCAAGCCGGGGAAGAAGACGCGGGGCCGGGUGAAGAUCAAGAUGGAGUUCAUCGACAACAAGCUGCGGCGCUACACCACCUUCAGCAAGAGGAAGACCGGCAUCAUGAAGAAGGCCUAUGAGCUCUCCACGCUGACUGGCACCCAAGUCCUGCUGCUGGUGGCCAGCGAGACGGGCCAUGUGUACACAUUUGCCACGCGGAAGCUGCAGCCUAUGAUCACCAGUGAGACGGGGAAGGCAUUGAUCCAAACGUGCCUCAACUCCCCAGACUCACCCCCGCGCUCGGACCCAACCACUGACCAGCGCAUGAGUGCCACGGGCUUCGAGGAGACGGACCUCACCUACCAGGUGUCCGAGUCGGACAGCAGUGGGGAGACCAAGGACGCACUGAAACCAGCGUUCACUGUCACCAACCUGCCGGGGACAACGUCCACCAUCCAGACAGCCCCCACCACCUCAACCUCUAUGCAGGUCAGCAGUGGCCCAUCAUUCCCCAUCACUAAUUACCUGGCGCCAGUGUCUGCCAGCAUCAGCCCCAAUGCAGUCACCAGUGCCAACGGGACAGUGCUGAAGACUACUGGAGCCAGUGCAGUGACAUCUGGGGGCCUCAUGCCGAUACCCGCCAGCUUCACCCUCAUGUCAGGUGCUUCCCUUUCUCCGGGGACCCCUACCAUUCCUCUCACUCAGUUACAGCCGCACUCCCUGGCUCUUUCCAGCCAGCAGGGCCAGGUGGUCACGGGUACGGCUGGACCGCUGCAGCAGGCACAACAGACAGUCUUCCGCUUCCCUGCCAGAGCUGGAGGGCAGAUCGUGUCGCUGACAGGUGGUACCAUGGCUCAGCAGGUCCCAGUCCAGGCGAUCCAGGUGCACCAGGCACCGCAGCAAACGUCUCCCUCUAGUGACAGCAGCACUGACCUUACCCAGACCUCUUCCAGCGGAACAGUGACCCUCCCAGCAACCAUCAUGACGUCGUCUGUGCCAACCACAGUGGGUGGCCACAUGAUGUACCCCAGCCCACACGCGGUGAUGUACGCGCCCACAUCUGGCCUUGCGGACGGCGGGCUUGCAGUCCUCAACGCGUUCUCACAGGCACCCUCAGCGAUGCAGGUGUCCCAUGGCCAGGUCCAGGAUCAGGGUGGCGUCCCCCAAGUGUUCCUGACAGCCCCAUCAGGCACCGUUCAGAUCCCAGUCUCAGCUGUCCAGCUUCACCAGAUGGCGGUCAUUGGGCAGCAGAGCAGCAGUGGCAGCAGCCUGACGGAGCUGCAGGUAGUAAACUUGGACACCUCACAUGGCGCCAAGAGUGAGUGACUGAGAGGCCUCUGCUGCCGGCCUUGUGCUGUCCCCUGGCUUGUGAUGCCAGUGCUGGGGCUGGUGGCAAUUCCUUCUCGUACAGACUGCACCAGUUAUUUAUUGUUGCCUUUUCACGUUUCCUUCAUCCACACGUGCACACACACACAAACACACACACAUGCACCCACACACACACACAUAGGGCACGCGCGUGGGGCUGCAGGACCCACCUGGGGUGGAGCUAUGCUGGGGCCAUGCAGGGCUUGGGGGCAUUAGGAUGCUGCAAUAGCUGUGCUUGUCUCACGCCAGCCAAAGAAACUUGUCUCUUGAGGGGAGGAUUGCUCUGUGCUGCAAAUAAAUACUGCGGGGCAUUCCCAGCUGGAGGCUUUGGCUCCUUCUGGGCAUUCCUAAGACACCUUGCCCGUGAGCAUUUGCUCUGCAUGGGGCUCAGAUCAAACCCAGAGCUGUCCUGCAGGUGUAGUUUGGAGCAGAGUGGGCCAAGGCUGUGCUGCUGGCCUCAGCAAUGUGCCUUUGUGGGGGUGAUGGGUCCUGGCUGCAGCAGCUUGCCCUGGGCUCUGGCCUAUGGCAGGGGGAUUGGAACUAGAUGAUCUUAAGGUCCUUUCCAACCCUAACUGUUCUAUGAUUCUAUGAUAAGGGAGAGUGGCCAGCUUGCAUGUGCAUCUCUGGUUGGGCCUGCAGCACAUGGCCCCAUCCUCCUCGUAUGCACUACGGUGAGCCCUCUGCCCUCAGUGCCUCCUUGCUGGGCUGCCUGGCAGACUUGCAGCCUGACUGGCUCUGCCUGGUGGCUGCCCUUGCACAGCUGAGGUGGUCAGUGGACACCCAGGGGCACCGUGAUGCCCGAGAGAGCUCCUGGGGGGCUCUGCGGCCAGCCCAGUCCCACACUCUCCUCUCAGCCCUCACACUGCUUGCGGACUCCGUACACCCAGGGAAAUGUGGUCAGGUCCUUCCCACAUCCUCCUGGAGCUCCAGCCAGCGCUUUCUAAACUCAUCUGAUGCAAGGUGGAGAAACAACUCAAGUGUCAAAGGGAAGAGCCCAUGGGGCACUGAGCUGCUGGGCACGUGGCAGGCUCUUCCUCUCAACACCAGGGUGGCCUGCAGGCCAUUCUGCGCUGCGAAGGGGCAGCUGCCAUGGCUGUGUGGGCUCAGCAAGGCUGGGGGAGAAGGGCUGGAGCAUGCAUGGUCCUGCAUGGGAGUUGCUGUGAAUGGCUCUGCUACCUAGCCCUGUCCCUGGAGGGAAGUGAGCAAGUGAGAGAAGCUGCUGAACCCUUAAGGGAAGAAGCAGCUACUGUAACUUUUUUUUUGUUUUUUUUUAAGUUAAAGACAAAAGAAGCCUUGGAGAAAAAAAAAAAGAAAAAAAAAAAGAAAAUUACUUUAUUUUUCUAAGUGUUAAACUCAGUAUUUAUGUAAUUCUUUGAGGAAUAAAAGUUUGGCUCCUGUACAGUUUUCAUGGGGUUUGUACCAGGGGGAUGGGAGAGGGGUGGGGGGCAUGGAGGCAGGAAAGGGGCCUUGCUUUUGAGUUUGUAUUGUAACCUUGGACAUGUUCCCUCAGCAUUAGCGUUUAAGCUGCGCUCUUCACCCACCAGCAUGUGCCAGGGAUCAAGCUUCACCCAGUGGGAUGCUUGUUUCCCACUUUAGCUGUACUGAGGACUCCAUACCCAUCAUUUUGGGCUGAACGGGCAGAAGGCAAGUUGAAGUGGCUAGCCUCCAAGUGGGAAACCCAUCCCUUGGGAGCAAGGGGCUUGCAGUGUGCCCAACAGCUGGAGAUGGGCUGGGUUUUCUUAUGACUGUCCUGUUCACCUCUAGUCCUGGGACCUGCAGCUGCUCUGACACUGCUCUUAGUGUGGAGCAGUGCUUCCUGUGACUGCCUAAGGGAUGUGGGCAUCCCCCCUCCUCCCUAGGAGGUGAGUGGCCAGCAGUGGCUGAUCACUGCUCGCCCUGCUCACUAUGCAGGUAGAAACUCCUAGCUGACGAUCUGGGCUGCAGUUCCUCCUAUAUAUCUGUUCCUUAGUGCACAGAUGUAGACAGGUCCCACCUAAGCGCUCUCUGCAAAGAGCCCUUGGUCUGUUAUGCAGCCUGGAAAGGGCUUGUGGGGAGUGGAGUGGCCCCUCUAGUGAGAGUUACAUUUUGUGCUGCCUCCCCCUGUAUCCUUGCUCUAAGAGUGAUGUAUACCCUGCAGCUUGGAGCAUGUGGGAAUGCUGUGCCAUACCCCAUUGCUAGGUCUAUGAAAGCUGCUCAUUGAUGCUUCCAAAACAAGGCUGGGUAGCUAGGUAGCAACCAGGGAGGAGGAUGGGGUUGGGGUUCACAUUACCCUUUGCCCCAGCACAUUGCUGUGGCCUGGCUUCACUCCGCUUUGCUUGUGCUAGUGCUGCAGAGCAGAGCGGUUGGGCUGGGAUGGCAGGAGUGCCCCUGCUGCUCCAGGGUGUUUGGCUGCAUCCCCUCCCUGGUUCCCCAAAGGCAACUGCUGGUUAAACGCUAAUGGUGUAUUUUAUUUAAGUACCGACUUGUAAGAACACUUGUGUAUCAGGGAUGAAACGGCAUUUAUUGUGUGGUGACAUUUUAGUUCAUUUUACUGGUUUGAGGGUUGUGUGUGUGUGCGUGUGUGUGUGUGCGCGUGUGUACGCAUAAGUGUGUGUGGGAUUUUUUUUUCCCCUCCAGUUUCCAGGGUUGUGUUUCUGGAAGGAUGUGGAAGUAAUCACAGUACUAUGUACAGAGCUUUCUUUUGUAUUAAAAACAAAAAAAUACUCUUUCAAUAAAUGUUAUCAUUUUGUGCACAGA
Molecule: messenger RNA, 4407 nt
Organism: Melopsittacus undulatus (budgerigar)
Lineage: Eukaryota; Metazoa; Chordata; Aves; Psittaciformes; Psittaculidae
Gene: SRF
Product: serum response factor
Exons: 8
Coding region: 1-1629 (542 amino acids)
Biological process (GO): positive regulation of transcription by RNA polymerase II
Molecular function (GO): DNA-binding transcription factor activity, RNA polymerase II-specific; serum response element binding; protein dimerization activity
Source: RefSeq, a predicted model, not a curated record